Messenger RNA from Passer domesticus (house sparrow), 1784 nucleotides. It is a transcript of the gene SPMIP7, whose product is annotated as sperm microtubule inner protein 7. Lineage: Eukaryota; Metazoa; Chordata; Aves; Passeriformes; Passeridae. The record is from RefSeq and is a predicted model, not a curated record.
AUGGAACAGCACGUCCCAGACAGAAACAACAACACAAGACUGCCAGGCUGCAAAGAGGGUGGGCCAGAGGAAGAGGAGGAGGCGGAGGAGGAGAGGGUGGGCCGGGAGGCGGCCCGGCCCUGCCCGGCGCCUCAGGCCGGGCCCUCCGUGCUGCCCGGCCCGGGAGCUGCCCGGGCCGAGGCGGCCGCGGGGCUUUCCCGGCCGCAGCGCCCAGCUCUGCCUGCACCUCUGGCGAAAGCAGGGAAGGGAGGGGAGGGAGCAGAGCAGAGGCUUUCACAUCCUCAAACCCCAGGGAAACAUCUGCUGUUGCCGCAGAGAACGAAAGCAGUUCUUUAUGUCAAGGAAUCAAGAAUGAUCCACAGGAAUCCUGAAGCAAAAAUCUUGGAGAAAGAGGAUCAAAUUGCAUCUUUUAAGUUUACUGCAUACAGGGAAAAUAGAAGAGAAUUACUGUUUUCUGAUGGACCUGAAAGACAGGAAAGUGCCUUUGGAAAGUCCUCAACUGCCUCGCCAGUUGAACCAGUUCACAAUGAUCACCAAGGGUAUCCAAGUCCAUUGAAGAAGAUGUGUACAUCUGGUAUGAGGGAUCUUGCGAGCAAUCAUGGUUUUGCCAGCUUUGAAGAGAACAGUAAUUAUUUCCUUAAAUUCUAUCUAUUCACCCCUCCAGUAGGGGCAAAUUAUCCUUUAUUUCCACACCAGUAUGUUGUGCCUUUAACAGAUCUCUGCUCAGGUUUUGUGAAUCCAGCAGCAGGAGCUGAACAGCAGCCCAGUGUUGGAAGAGAAGUGUCCCUGGCAGGCUACAGCCAUAGGGAACCUCACCAGCGUCCCCAUCACAGCCUGACCACAGAGACCUCCUGGAGGAAACCAGCCAGGACAGAAGGGGGAAGUCCAGGGUAUGACUCAGAGAUAAAAUAUUACAGAUUUCAGACAACAUCUUUUACCUCUCCACAGAGAUCUGGUGUUUUCUGUGUUGGUGCAGUAAAUUUUGAAGGCAGUGCUGGUAUAGACUUAGUCCUACUUAACCAUGUUCAAACUUUGAAACCUCACUACAAAUGCACUGAACACACUCCAAAUAUUCCUGGAUGCACUGGCAAGGUUCAUUGGUCAGCAACUCACCCAUCAAAUUCUAAUCUUCCAUCAACAGCCCCAUCAGUAAUUGCAGGAAUGCAUGGAUACAUUGCAAAACAUGGAAGUUGACUCAGUAGAAGCACCUGGGAUUUUUUCUCAGCUCCAGUUGGUCCUCAGAUUUCUUUCAAAGCAGAAUAAAAAAACUAUUACAAUUUAGAGAAUGCCAGUCCUUUUUACCUGCAUAACUGAGAGCCUCAGUGUCUGACAGUGAAGAGGAAGGAAAUGUAUGAAGAUGUGCAGACACUUUAAAUACAGAACAAAAAUAAAAUAUUACAGAAGUGGGUGUUUGUGGUAAUCCUUAUUGCAUUAUUCUCAUAUUUAUGACUUACUAACAUUGACAGUUAAAACCAUAUUAAGAACAAGAAGAGACACAAUUCAAAGUCUUGAAACUUGUCUGUACUAGAUUGCCUUGUUAAGUAUGGUUGAAAAUGAUGCCGUAGCUGUUCCAUACAUUGACAUGAACAUUUUGUGUAUGCACACAGACACAAAAAUGUGGACACACAUAUGUGAAUGUAUUAUUAACUAUUAAAUCAUUACAGGUCAGCAGCCCUUCUCAAGCUGUUCUGAGUGUGCCUUGCAAAGAUGGUUAAAUGUCAUAGAAUGAGAUUUUAACCUUUAACUGGCUUUGUUUGUAAUGAAUAAAAGGAGCCAAGUUGUGU